Messenger RNA from Sinocyclocheilus rhinocerous, 3815 nucleotides. RefSeq names its product cadherin-22-like. The transcript is spliced from 19 exons. The record is from RefSeq and is a predicted model, not a curated record. Gene Ontology annotation, molecular function: calcium ion binding; cadherin binding; beta-catenin binding. NCBI's taxonomy places the organism in Eukaryota, Metazoa, Chordata, Actinopteri, Cypriniformes, Cyprinidae. Bases 855 to 3638 code for a protein of 927 amino acids. Gene Ontology annotation, cellular component: catenin complex; adherens junction; plasma membrane. Gene Ontology annotation, biological process: homophilic cell-cell adhesion; cell-cell adhesion mediated by cadherin; cell migration.
CAUCGCACCGCGUCUGUCCCCAGCGCUCACACCGCGCCGCAUUGAGGAUCGUACCCUUAUAGAGGAGCAGCACGAAUUACGCGCAACACAGUGCGUAAAAUCCACAGCCGAGGCUUCAGUGUGACUGCGCUUCAGAUCAACCAAUAUGCAUUUGAUUCCAGUGGAGUGCAGGUGAUCAGAUGCUGAGGUCGACGUCAAACUCUCAACCCUGCAGGUCAAGAAGUACCUUUUAAGCUACGGUGAGGCGUAAGAGUCCGCGGCACAUGGAUCUAGAUUGGGAUAAUGAUGCCUCUGAUUUUGAGUAACAUCUUGCAUCCAUGAAAUUUGAGGAUUGCUUUUUUGUCUUUGGGAUUUGAAGCGUACAUAUGGAAAUGAAAUGGAGAAAAUGUUUGGAUUACACCUUGUUUGUUAAUGCCAUUCCUACAUUUCACAAUGGGAUUGCCAAGAUUGAACCAUAAAACAAAGUUUUUUGACAUGUUUGUGCUUUCGUCAAGUAGCUAUUCAACUUAAAACUCGACUCGAGCACAGAUAGGACUUCAAUGGCUUUGUGAUUGGUUCCCGUCAUUGAGAAACCCAACAGAUAUCAAAACGGAGGAGCUAUAGCUGUGUAUCACCGAAACGGCCUCAUCUUCCUCAGAAAGAUUCCUCUUAAAUGCCCUCUUGAGGACCUGGUGGCCUCUACCAUGACCAAAACCCGAUUGGAUUUAUAGUUUCAUUGAGCAGCGGCGAUCUCUCGUUUACCUUCCUCAACCCCAGAGUCAAGGAGCUUUUCUCAAGCAAUCAGGCGGUUCAGAACUUCAUCUUGAACGAGUUUCUGACUUCUGCCCCAUGUAGAGACAAGAGAGUUUUCAAACAUGGCUCCCCGCUGGAGAGGAGGAGCUCAGGCUUUGGCAGUGACUCUGGGAAUUCUGCAGUGCUGCGGAUGGCUGUCCGCUCAGACCGUAAGGACUAGUGUCGGGAUGAUGGGAAGAGGUCCCGAGCAAUGGCCGAUGUCCCAUGAACGGGUGAAGAGGGGAUGGGUUUGGAAUCAGUUCUUCGUCGUGGAGGAAUACACCGGGACGGAGCCGCUUUACGUCGGAAAGAUCCAUUCAGACUCUGAUGAAGGCGACGGCUCUAUAAAGUACACGAUCUCUGGAGAGGGAGCAGGGACGGUCUUCAUCAUAGACGAGGUCACGGGCGACAUCCACGCCACCGAGCGUCUGGACCGAGAGGAGAAGACCUUCUACACCUUACGAGCUCAGGCGCGAGACCGCCAGACCGACGCGCCGCUGGAACCCGAGUCUGAGUUCGUCAUCAAAGUCCAGGACAUCAACGACAGCGAGCCCAAGUUUCUAGAAGGUCCCUACAUUGGGAGUGUGGCCGAGCUCUCUCCUAUCGGUACGUCAGUAAUGAAGGUUAUGGCCUCGGACGCUGAUGAUCCGACCUAUGGAAGCAGUGCUCGGAUAGUUUACAGCGUCCUGGAAGGAGAACUAUUCUUUACUGUUGACCAACAAACAGGAGUGAUCCGGACGGCCGUGGCGGAUCUGGAUCGUGAGACGCAGGACCGCUAUGAGCUGGUUGUCAAGGCAACAGAUAUGGCAGGCCAAAUGGGCGGCCUCUCCGGUUCCACCACAGUGACUAUAGUGAUCACGGAUGUUAAUGACAACCCUCCACGCUUCCCUCAGAAGAUGUAUCAGUUUUCGGUCUCGGAGGGUGCGGCCGUUGGGACGCCGAUCGGCCGGGUGAUCGCGACAGAUGCAGACAUGGACGAGAAUACGGAUAUGAGUUACCUGAUCAAAGACGAGGAGGGCGGAGAGCUGUUCAGAGUCUCGACUGACGGAGACACACAAGAGGCCGUCAUCACCAUCAAAAAGCCUCUUGACUUUGAGAACAAGCGCACUCAUAACGUGGUCGUGGAGGCUCUAGCAAACAGGGGCUUUGCCCAGAGCCCCAUCACUCUCUCCCGCACCCGUACCACCCAAUACCAGCGGGACGACGAGCGGAUGAAGCCCUCGGAGAGCACUAUACCUGCUAGAAAAACACACUCCUGCUAUUUGGACAGGACAUAUUUGUUCUCUAUAGACCGGAGCACAGACCAGGAGCAGAUCUUUAACAUCGAUGCUGUAACAGGUGCUAUCACUCUGGGAAAGAUCCUGGACCGGGAAACUGCCGGCUGGCACAACAUCACAGUUACCGCGGUGGAAGCAGGUACAAACCCUGAUUACUUCACUCCAUCAAUCGCAAAGUCCGGCUGUGAUGGUUCUGAUGAUGAUGGUUUCAUCUGUCUCUUCUCAGAUAACCAGUCCAUGGCGUCUCAGACGGCGGCUCUUAAUGGUGUCCGGCGUCGCAUUAUCAGCCGCAGACAGAAGUGGAGCGCUGCGAAUAAUGAGGCCGAUGGGAAGCACAGACACCGCCGACCUCGACUGGAAGGAGACAGUCAUCCGGUGUCUAGAGAGGCUCCGAUCCGGAACCCCUCCGCCGGCCGUUCCUCAGUCAAGACCGCCGAAGACAAGCCUGCCAGCUGCUCAGAAGUCAAGUUCGCUGGCCACACCGAAUUCCAGCGCGCUGGCCGUGCCGUUAUCAUGCCCGUCGGCUGCUCCUAUAGCAAGCCCGCCGGCCGCUCCAGUCUCAUUCACACCAUCAGUGUGGUGGACAGAGACGAACCGCAGUCUGGACAUCGAUUCUAUUUCACACUGGCACCCGAGGCCACCAACAACCGCCAUUUCACACUAUGGGACAUCAAGGUGACUGGGCCCGAUGCCGCUCACAAAAAGGAGCUCAUUCACACCAUCAGUGUGGUGGACAGAGACGAACCGCAGUCUGGACAUCGAUUCUAUUUCACACUGGCACCCGAGGCCACCAACAACCGCCAUUUCACACUAUGGGACAUCAAGGACAACACAGCCGGCAUCAGGACGCAGCGCUCUGGAUUCAACCGUCAGGAGCAGAACGUGUACCUGCUGCCCAUCCUGGUGGUGGACAGCGGCCCUCCGGCCCUCAGCAGCACGGGGACCCUCACCAUCCACGUGUGCGGCUGUGACACGGACGGAGCCAUUCAGUCCUGCAACGCCACGGCCUACGUCAUGUCAGCCGCGCUCAGCCCCGGUGCUCUCAUCGCGCUGCUGGUCUGCAUCCUCAUCCUCAUCGUCCUGGUGCUGCUGAUCUUGACCCUCAAGCGUCACAGGAAGGGCCAGCUCAUGUCUGAAGACGAGGAGGACAUGCGCGACAACGUCAUCAAAUACAACGACGAGGGUGGCGGCGAGCAGGACACCCAGGCGUAUGACAUGAGUGCCCUGCGCAGCCUCUACGACUUCCCCGAGGUCAAAAACUCAGAUUCGGGCCCCGACCUGCGCCCGGUCCCGCAGUGGAUCCAGAACAGAGUGGUUGGAGAUGGCGGCCCGGCUGACUUCUCGGUUUUCAAAGGCUACAUACGCAAGAAGGUGGAGCAGGCGGACGCGGACUUGUCGGUGCCGCCGUACGACUCGUUCCAGACUUACGCUUUCGAGGGCAGCAGCUCGCCGGCUCUCUCGCUAAGCUCCAUCCAUACGCUGUCUACCCCCUCGGAGCAGGACUUCUCGUACCUCAGCGACUGGGGGCCGCGCUUCAGGCAGCUGGCGGGAUACUACGCCCCGGCCCAACCUGAGGAAGAAGGGUCCUAGCACCAUCCUGUGAACAGCAUCCCGUCAUUUUUUUCUCCCUGCAGUUCCCAGUUUGGAUCCCAGUCAGUCUGGAGAGUUUUAAUGUCACCCGUUACACUUUGUAAAGUGACUUCUCAUCUUGUAGAAAAGUUCAGGACAAAUAUUGAAGGAGAAAAACAACUAGGCCGGGUGCUGGGC